This is a messenger RNA of Pectinophora gossypiella (pink bollworm), 2334 nucleotides long. RefSeq lists its product as uncharacterized. The coding region runs from base 618 to 2270 and encodes 550 amino acids. The transcript has 3 exons. Gene Ontology annotation, cellular component: extracellular matrix. The record is from RefSeq and is a predicted model, not a curated record. NCBI's taxonomy places the organism in Eukaryota, Metazoa, Arthropoda, Insecta, Lepidoptera, Gelechiidae.
UCCUGCUGUAACCCACAAAAUGCAAAAUGUUCACCAGAGCCCAAAAACUUUUGAAAAAUUUGAAAAAAAAUCAUAUCUCCUAAACUAUUACGCCUAUAAAUAUGAUUUUUAUAACCAAAAUGUAUUUUUUGAUUAUCUAUCAAGUCAAAUACCUAAAACUUACUAGAAGUUAAUUUAAGCCUAUGUUUGUGUGGGUUACAGCAAUCGCACUUUUUUUUCUGUUACACAAAGUUGCUGUAAAUGAAGCAGGUAAAUGUAUGGGCCACUCAAAAUCAAGUACUUUAUUUAUACGCAAAAUUGCUGUAAUUCACUUAUAAUAACUAUUCCUAUAUAGCAAUUUUGAUGUAAAUGUCAUAAGUCUGUGUUAGCUGGUGCACUUAAUUGUCUUAACUAACAGAAGUUGUGAAAUGAUAAUAAAAUUAAAAUGAUGUAAGUAUGGAAUGACAUUUAUAUGAAGUCAUUUUAAAAUGUUAAAGAACAUAAACCCACUAAUAAAUAGCUAAAUUAUGAAAUUAAAAAUUACCAUCUUGUAUACACCUAAGCAACAAUAGUGUACUCCGACCGCUUAAAGCACGGGAAAUACUACCUGUAGCGUGCUAUACUAUUUAACAGGUAAAAUGUCGCCCACAUCAACUCCAAGUCACAUCAAAUGCAUCACAGCAAUCCUCAUAGUCAGCUUGCACAUUGCAAUAGCAAUACCAGCCAAAAACAUCGCGAGACCUGUCAUAGAAGUCAUAAAUGAACAAGCCAGGAUAGAUGAGAAAGUCAGACCACCAGGGUUCCUUCCUUAUGGGAAUCCUUUAGCUGGUAACUCAAAGCAAAAUGCCAGAUUACAUGCCCAAAACCAACAAGCUAUGUUUAACGCUGAGAGAGUUAGACAACACAGAGCCCAACUCCAAAGAUGGACUAAGGCUCCACAACAAGAAGACAGCUACAUGAAAGCUUACCAUGAAUCUCAGGAGAAUCACCAGCUAGCCUUAGAAAAACAACAGGCUGACAAUGAGAGAAAGCAACAAAUAAGAGAAGCAAAAGCUGUAACUGCAGCACCUAAACUUCGUCAAAUACAAGUCAAAAGAGGCCCGAAACCGAAACAACCUGACGUUGAAAAGAUAACCAAAGCCGAUGCGAUCAUCAGGACUGAUAGAGUCAGAAGCAGAGAAGAUUUUAAGACAGGAAUAAGGAACCACAGAUCGUACGGUUCUGCUGAUUACAGGCAGUAUUUACAGCCUAAGAAGUACCAAACAGUCUAUGUAUCUCCCGGACCGACUUAUGAUCAAGGCGUCACAAUCAAGCCUAAUGGAAAUGUUGGAUUAGCUGCUUUAAAGCACGCCCAAAUGCAAGAAGACAACAAAUUGUACACAGCGGCAAUACCUAGCAAAACUCAGUAUGUAUACCCAAAACAAUACCAUCAAAUGCAAAGCUACCAGUCUGCAUAUGACAUUGACACACUAAAUUCCUUACUAAAGAAGAAUCCUACUGACCAACUGAGUGAGCUUAACGCUUUACUAGGUAAACAGAACAGUGAAACUGAAAAAGAUCCUCUAAACACUCCUAUAGAUUUAUAUUUUUAUCUUAAAGACACUCCAGAGGCGUUACCUCAACAUUAUGACCAAACAAAAUACGCGCAAGUAGCUCCAAAUUACGCCAGUGCUUACACGCAUGAAAACAAAGACCACACUCCAAUCACUGAAGAAGUAGAUGACAUUGAAGAUCCAAACAACCACAGACCAAAAACUUACCAACUACAAGUUGUAACACCUACACAAGCACCCGAAGAACAUAUUGAAACAACUACAACUAAAAGUAAUAAUUACUACAAAGUAGAAGUUGCUAGUCAAACCAUAAGCGCUCCUUAUAAAAGUAAACCUAGUUACUAUUACAAAGGAGAGGAGAAACCUGAAUAUCUAACAUCGUAUUAUAAUCAACCUUAUCAGAGUUAUGUAAAGGACCCUAAGCUAGAAGGUGAUUUAAGUGAAAGAUAUCUGCAUCACAAUGCUGAACAUAAGGGCAUUCAACAUUUAAGCGAAGAUGGAAGUGGCGUUUCUGCUUAUGGAAAUGAUGAUCUCCAUUACGCGGCAAACUACGAAUUCGGAUACAGAGUGAAAGACUACCACAGUGGCAACGACUUCGGUCACCACGAAGCCAAGAGUGGAGGGAAUACGAAUGGCCAUUACCACGUUUUAUUACCUGAUGGAAGAAUGCAGAAGGUGAAGUAUUCAGCAGGCCCCGAAGGUUUCCACGCAGACAUUUCUUAUGACCAUCUCCACUGACCACUGUUGCGUUGAAUUAUCUCUACUUACUUUUAAAAUUAAAUUAUUACUUUUUAAAUUUUUU